This is a messenger RNA of Oncorhynchus keta (chum salmon), 3392 nucleotides long. Its product is annotated as slit homolog 1 protein-like. Gene Ontology annotation, cellular component: plasma membrane. The coding region runs from base 197 to 1270 and encodes 357 amino acids. Lineage: Eukaryota; Metazoa; Chordata; Actinopteri; Salmoniformes; Salmonidae. Gene Ontology annotation, molecular function: protein binding. The transcript has a single exon. The record is from RefSeq and is a predicted model, not a curated record.
ACAGGCUAACACUCUAAACCAACUCAAGGUAUAUACAGUUGUUGUUUUUAGAAAGGGUAAAGUAUCUGAUGCUUUUCUCAAGCUUGUGGGAGUAGUGUUCACAUAAACACGAACAAAUAAUUCACCUUCAUAUCAUUUUUCAGGAUAUGUUGUGAAAUGCAUAAGCCUUUGUUCUUUUAUUUAUUUCAGGAACAGGAUGGAUCCAUCCCAUUGGUUCAUAUUCAUCAUGUAUGUUAUCACUUUUACAUUCAAGAAAAUUACUGCAUGCUAUGACGGGUGCAGCUGCCUCACAGAUAUAAAAUAUAUCAACUGUUCGGGUGGGAAUCUUACCACUCCUCUUAGGAAUGUCCCCCACAACACAGAGUACCUGGACCUGUCCAGAAACCUGUUGACAGUGGUCCAAGCAGGUUCAUUUGGGACCCUGUGGAGCCUGAGGGUGCUCCUUUUAAAAGAGAACAACCUCAGCCAUGUAGAUGACGGAGGUUUCUCCUCCCUCCAGGGGCUGAGGAGGCUGGACCUGAGCCGUAACCACCUUUCUGCCCUGGGGCCUGGCUUCUCCCUGGGCCUUGAAUCCCUAACCGAGCUCCUGCUGGAUCACAACCAUCUCACCGUCCUGGAGAGUGGGACCUUCCACAGCCUGGAUAGCCUCCAGAAGCUGGACCUGAGCAGCAACCUAAUCUCCACAGUUAAGCCCAGAGCCCUGGGUUACCUGACUGGCCUGCGCCAGCUCCACCUGGAGGGGAACCAUCUAACCUCCCUGGGUUCAGGCCUCUUCUCCACACUGCGCUCCCUGGAGGUGCUGGGCCUUCGGGGGAACUUGAUCAGCUCCACUGAGCCAGGAGUCUUCGCCCCUAUGUCUUCCCUAACUCUGCUGGACCUGGCCCUCAACCGUCUAAGCACCUUGGGCUACAGGACCCUGUUGAGCAUCCACACGCCCAGCCUCCAUGUCCUGUUGGAGGGCAACCCCUGGCACUGUGAUUGCGACCUGCAGAGGGUGUUCAGGAAGUUGUCCAGCAUCCACAGGGUCUUCCUGGAUGACUACCAGGAGCUGAGGUGCAGCCAGCCUACCGAGCUACAGGGCAGGUCUAUGGGAGAAGUGGAUGAUGAGCUGUGUGUCGGAGAGACUGUGACAGUGCUCAUUCUGACGGUCACCGUGGUGAUCACCGUGGUAGCUGCCAUUAUCAUGGCGGAGAAGAACAAGAAGAAUAGCGUGGCUAAGAACUGGGAGGAGAGCGUGGGGUUGGACACCUACUGUGACAAUUACAAUUAAGGCUGUCACCUCCUCAUGAUACAAUAAUGAAAACUCACUGUGCCUCAGUUCCCAAUGUGGUUAGAUCUGAUCUGAUUAACAACAUGGAAUGCAAGCAGAUUUUCUUUAGAUAACUAUAACUAUUCUCAAAGAGAUUCACCCUCUUAGCUUGUAGAAUAGGAAAUCUCGUAUUGAUUCCCUAUAUAAGGCAGUGAAAGACUUGCUUGACAAGUUACUAUUUUGCUGUGACAGUUGACAUGGCCACCGUUAGGGGCAGGAUAACUAACCCACCAAAUGCCAUAAGACUGUUCUUUAGUAAUGCAAUCAUUACAGUACAAUAAGGGAAGAUGAGAGUUUAAAAGUUAUUGACAAAUUCCAAUCAUGCAUAAUCAUUUCCUACACCUCAAAAUGACAAUGUUGAAUAUAUCCUUUACAGUGCCUACAAAAACUAUUAAUACCCAUAGAAUGAUUCCACAUUUUGUUGUGUUGCAGCCUGACUACAAAAUGGUUUAAAUAGAGUUUUUCUCUCACCCAUCUCCAAACAAUACCCCAUAAUGACAAAGUGAAAACAUGUUUUUAGAAGUGUUUGCAAAUUUAUUGAAAAUGAAAAAUAGAAAUAUCAAAUUAAAGGAAAAUCCAAAUUUUUGUCCAUUAAAAUAACAUAAAAUUGAUCAGAAAUACAGUGUAGACAUUGUUAAUGAUGUAAAUAACUGUUGUAGCUGGAAAACGGCUGUUUUUUAAUGGAAUAUCUACAUAGGCGUACAGAGGCCCAUUAUCAGCAACCAUCACUCCUGUGUUCCAAUGGCACGUUGUGUUAGCUAAUCCAAGUGAAUCAUUUUAAAAGGCUAAUUGAUCAUUAGAAAACCCUUUUGCAGUUAUGUUAGCACAGCUGAGUACUGUUGUUCUGAUUAAAGAAACAAUAAAACUGUCCGUCUUCAGUCGAGUUGAGUAUCUGGAGCAUCAGCAUUUGUGGGUUUGAUUAAAGGCUCAAAAUGGUCAGAAACAAAGAACUUUCUUCUGAAACUCGUCAGUCUAUUCUUGUUGUUUGAAAUGAAGGCUAUUCCAUGUGAGAAAUUGCCAAGAACUGUACUACUCCCUUCACAGAACAGCCACAAACUGGCGCUAACCAGAACAGUAAAAGGAGUGGGAGGCCCCGGUGCACAACUGAGAAAGAGGACAAGUACAUUAGAGUGUCUAGUUUGAGAAACAGAUGCCUCAUAAGUCCUCAACUGUACUUGUCCUCUUGCUCAGUUUAAAACAUUAACAAUGUCUUGUGGCGUACAGCAGGUCAGCCACCAGGGGGAGACUCGUCGAGGCGAUGGGUCCCUCUGCUGGACGUGCCAGGUCUCGACGGGCUCUCCUGCCAGGACUAAUUGGGGCUGAUUGUGGUUUGUGGGUAAUCAAGGACUGAUUGCUCACCAGCUGUAUGAGUCCCAUAAAGCUGCCAGAAGGGCAGCACACAAGGAGAGGGAUUGGGGGAAGAAAGGUGACUUCUGUAUAGUUUGAGACGGUGCCUGAGCUAAAAGGAGGGAGUUCAGUUUUUGUGGCCGACAGGAUACAGCAAGACUCGGACCCCAGAAGACGGUAUCCUGGAUACGGUCUCAUGUGGGAGACCUAUCCUUUUGAUUUAUUUUUUAAAUAAACACCCUUGAAACCGAGCUAAUCCUACUCCGUCCGUGUCUGAUCUGUGUAAACGUCUUGAACAAACCCCCUGGUCUGCCACAUUCUACAGUGUAUUUCUGAUUCAUCUGAUGUUAUUUUAAUGGACUUUUUUUAAUCAAUUCUAUCAAAAACAAGGACAUUUCUAAGUGACUCCAAACUUUUGAACAGUAGUGUAAGUAUUCACACCCCUGAGUCAAUACUUUUUAGAUCAACAUUUGACAAUGAUUACAGCUGUGAGUCUUGCUGGGUAUGUCUGGAUUGUGCCCCAUUUGCGCAUUAAUAAAAUGAUUCAAGCUUUGUCAAAUUGGUUGUUGAUCAUUGCUAAACAACUAUUUUCAGGUCUUGCCAUAGAUUUUCAAGUAGAUUUAAGUCAAAACUGUAACUUGGCCACUCAGGAACAUUCACUGUCAACUUGGUAAGCAACAGCAGUGUAGGUUUUAACUUGUGUUUUAUGUUAUUGACAUGCUGAAAGGUGAAUUAA